Molecule: messenger RNA, 1603 nt
Organism: Spinacia oleracea (spinach)
Lineage: Eukaryota; Viridiplantae; Streptophyta; Magnoliopsida; Caryophyllales; Amaranthaceae
Exons: 6
Coding region: 922-1551 (209 amino acids)
Source: RefSeq, a predicted model, not a curated record
CUUAAGCAUAGUGUUUUGAGUCACAUAUAGGUGAUUUUCACUAUUUAUAAGAAAAAAUUUCCAAAUUGCUUCCCUUUGAUGGCUCUAUCCUACUUGCUCAAUCAACCAAGGUUCAAACCUUGGUUCUUGCAUAUUUCAAAAAAAAAAAUUCCCUUCUUUAUUUCCUGAUUCAUUGCCCCAUGUGCUUCCUUCUCCUCCACGUGACCCCCCUUAUUUACCUUAUUCUUUCCAUUUCCUCCAAUUUUCACUUUCUCUUUCAACCUAUCCCUCAUAUGCGGAUCUGCCCCUUCUCCUCUCUCCUCCAUCCUCCGUCGUCCGCCCCUUUCUCCACUAGGACCACCAUAUCUUUUCUUCUCAUCACUCUCCAUCAGAACUUCAGUUUCUCAAUCGCGAAAUCUCUUUAUGUAUCUCUCAUUGCUGGGACAUGCGAAACAUCUGGUCAUCUGAUCGAUUUCUUUGGGUAAUUUGUUCUUGUUCAUCUUUUAUAAUCAUCUGAUUGUAUUUGAUUUAAUUUUUCGCAGAUUUGUUGAUUUAUUAAAUGUUUAAUUUUUUUUUCAAUUGUUAAUAUGUUUACCGUUCUUCUUUUUUGAUUUUAUUGGAUUUUCGUUUUUUGUUGAUACUUUUCCCAAUACUACGCACUAACACCAUCAAUUAUUUGCUUAAAUGGGUACUGUGGAGGAUUUAACGGAGAGUUGUCGAUGGCCGAACAGGGUGGCCAUUAUUGCUCCCAAAAAACGGUAGAUUGUUCAAAUAUUGUUGGUGCCAGCACUUGUUGAAUGUGGCUAAAGUUCACUUUUGCUGACACACAUUACUAGGACAACAGUACCUGUAACUCUGUUAUCAUUGUCGUCCUCUGAUGGCGUACCUUUUUACUCAACUUCUUAGAUUAAGUUCAAGAGGCUAGACGCUUCAAAAUUCUCCAUGUGCCUAACAAGAUGCUGUCAUGUGGAUGAUCGUGGGACCACUCUUAUACCCUUGGAAAACUAUUUGAGACCUACGUUGGUCACUUCAUUAGAUGAAAGAAGAAAUUUCUGCAUGAGGAUGUUUGUUUUGCAGCUGGAAGGAUUGUUGCAGUCAGUCAAAGGUGGUAUGCUUCCAGUGAUUGACUGUUGCGCAGCUGUUCUGCUCUGUUUGGCUGUUGUUGGCAGUGUUUCAGGUGUGGUGUUGCUGCAUGGGGGUAGUGGUUGUCACUGCUUGUUUGUUGUCAACCAUAAAGUAUAUUGGGAAUUGUACAUCAGUCCAUAUGUUAGGUUAACCAGCACUAGGACGAAGAUCAAUGGCGAGUCUUCUUUCAUGGAGAUCUCAACCAACAGCCAUAAAGACGAGAGAUUAUCGCCUUUUAACUCGACUUAUGCAGUGAGGUUUAAAGAGGAUAUAAAGAGGUGGGCGAGAGGCGGUGUGAGAUAUGCAACCAUUGUAGUAGCUCUUGUGAUCUACAUAAGGGUGGUGGUUUUGGGGAAUUUUUGUGUAAUUGAUUUUUUUUUCCGCUCAACUCCUUUUCUCGGGGUUUUCUCCCCUAAUCGCUCUGCUUGUUUGCUAAUUUUGUUAUGAUAUUUGAUUUUCAUAUCUUGGGGGACCGCGCGCGCUAGCGCGUGGUCCAACA